GGACAGCCCGGGCUCCUGAGCGCCGCGGGCCUGAGAGGACCCCAGCGGCAGUCUUAGUGCAGGGCCGGGUGGACGCGGCGGCGGCGGCGGUAGCGGGCCUUGAGACUGACUGCCGUGGUUGUUUUGGAGCGCAUUUGGCAGGCCACCUUCGCCGCCCUGGCUGACAGUCGUGCGGCCGGCGCCAUGUCUGUGAGCGAGAUCUUCGUGGAGCUGCAGGGCUUUUUGGCUGCCGAGCAGGACAUCAGAGAGGAAAUCCGAAAAGUUGUACAGAGUUUAGAACAAACAGCCCGAGAGAUUUUAACUCUACUCCAAGGGGUCCAUCAGGGUGCUGGGUUUCAGGACAUUCCAAAGAGGUGUUUGAAAGCUCGAGAACAUUUUGGUACAGUAAAAACACAUCUAACGUCUUUGAAGACCAAGUUCCCUGCUGAACAGUAUUACAGGUUUCAUGAACACUGGAGGUUCGUGCUGCAGCGCUUGGUCUUCUUGGCGGCCUUCGUUGUGUACUUGGAAUCAGAAACCCUAGUGACUCGAGAAGCGGUUACAGAGAUCCUCGGCAUUGAGCCAGAUCGGGAGAAGGGAUUUCAUCUGGAUGUAGAAGAUUACCUCUCAGGAGUUCUAAUUCUUGCUAGUGAACUGUCGAGGCUGUCGGUCAACAGCGUGACUGCAGGAGAUUACGCGAGGCCCCUGCACAUCUCCACCUUCAUCAAUGAGCUGGAUUCCGGCUUCCGCCUUCUCAACCUCAAAAAUGACUCCCUGCGGAAGCGCUACGACGGCCUCAAGUAUGAUGUGAAGAAGGUGGAGGAGGUGGUCUAUGAUCUCUCCAUCCGAGGCUUCAACAAGGAGACGGUGGCGGCCUGCUCGGAGAAGUAGGAAUCCCACCUGCCCGCCUGCCCUGGCAAGCUCUGCACUUGCUGUUCCUAACCGGUUGUGUGGUGUGUCAGAAGUGAAACACUUUUAUAGGGGUGAAAGGAUGGCCUUUAUAAGGACAGAUUUCUUGUUGUUUUGGUGAAUUUGCUCUGUAAUUCAGUGUAUUUCAGUUCUUUCCAAAACUGUAAAUGUCAGUCUCCCGGUAAAGUCCUUUUCUUGCUUACCCUGACGCUGUUGCUGUACUGAUUGAGAAGUUUCCUGUCGUGUUUGUGAUUCUUCCAGAAGUGAUCCUUGAUGUUUUCUAUAUCCAGGUUAGCCAUCGGUACCCAGAUACAGCCUGGAUACGUAUCAAAAUAGAUGAUUACAAAGGAUGGUUGCCAAGCAAAGGAAACUUAUUUUCUAUUUUCCUUCCUUAUUUUAAGCCUUGUGAAUAAAUCAGAUGUUGAGUUUUUUUGCAGGGGAAUUACAGCCCCAGGGUUCUCUCUCACUGCCAUCUAAAUAUAAAAGAUUAAACUGCAAAGUCAAGUCCAACAGAUUAUUUUGGGACAUUUUUGUAUUAAGGGUUGAGUAACAUCAUUUGGCUCUCUUUACCAGGUAGGGAAUAGGGUUAGUGUUUUAAGACACCUCUGUUUUCUGAUGUUGCCUUAACAUUCUGCAAUUGUAGCAAUUAAAAAUUGUCUCCACACACAUCUUGAGCUAACAUUUCAUAUGAUAUGUUUCUAAGCUUUGAAACCUUUUACUUAAUAGCCAGGUGACCAUUAGGUCUGGAAGUGUGAAGCCGCUUAGUGGAGUUAAUUCUCAACACCCUGACUGGGAAAGUUCUGAGAGAAAUAUGCUAUGCUUUAUCUGGAAGAAAGAGAAAAUCUUGAAUUAAAAACAAAAAAAUUAGCUGACUUGGUAAUGAUCUUUAAUUUUUUUUUAAAUUUUUUGGCUGCACCUGCAGUGAACAGAAGUUCCUGGGCAGGGAUGGAACCUGCCCCAUAGCAAUGAUUAGAGCCACAACAGUGACAGCGUGGAUCCCCAGCCUGCUGAGCCACCAGGGAACUCCUGGUAAUGAUUAUUAGAGUAAACAAUCCAGUUUGUUGAUUAUCCCAACAGAUAUGUUUUAGAUUUGCAGCUUGGGGCAGGUCACAUGUCUUAUUGGCAACACCCCCCCACACACACACCAUUUUCAGAUAGUACUUGCCUUGUAACUUCUGUUGUUGAAUUGAAAUUAUGAAAAUGGUGACGUCAUCCACAGUAUUUGGGAGUUAACGGACAGGAAGGUGCCAUUGUGUACAGAAUAAAAUGUAUUUGGAGGUAUCACCCUCUCAUGCCUAAUGCCAGUGUGGGCUUCCUGUUUGUACAAUGACAUUCGGCAUUGCCAGCAGAGCCGUUAUCAGGCUGAGUUAAGGACUGACCACGUUUUCCGUCAUGAGGAAAGAUGUAGAAGUGAGGCAUGAAUUGCUGUGCAUUGUUAGAAAUAGAACAUUUUUCUUGACAGCUCUUUCUGCAUAGGGAAAAGUUUGUAGAAAGAAGGAAUUUGGAUCUCAGAGUGCCAGGACAGUCAUCAGAAAUGUCAAGUAAUAGCACUGCCCAGAUUGAGCAUAAAAGGCUUUGAAUUGUAUGAUCAGAUUUAUGCAAUAAGUUUGAUAAUAGUUUUUUUUGACUCUUCAAGUAUCCAUCCUGCUUGAGAAUAGUAAAGUUCUUGGCAGAAGUUGUGGAUUUCAGUUGUAACAAAUAUGUUUUAAGUAGAGGAGCACAUUCUGGUUUGGUAACUCCUUUUGAGAAUGUAGAAGUGUCAUGUUUCUAAUUCUUCUGUUGUGUUUGUUGCCAGCUUGUCCUAAAGCAAUAAAAAGUUUCUUCUUUUUUUUCUUUUUCUUUUUUUGUAACUUUGUGAGCUGCCAUGAGAACUCUACUAUUUGAACAGUAACUACUGAAUGUUUUUUGAGGCUGAUGAAGCCCAGGGGUGAUAAGCACAUAUUCCUGUGUAAGAGUUAAAGUAGUCGAAAGAUAGCAGCCACUGGGAGUUGUGUAGUAUAAAGUGCAGGAAAGCUUGGGAAGUUAAAGGCAUUUUAACUGAAUGUUGAAAAGCCUUGGCUCUAGUUUUAGGACACUAGAUUGCUUUUUCUUACUUUAGAAAAUCAAGUAGGGUAGAGAAAUAGAAAUAAAUUAGUGGAUCCUUCCCUUCCUUCCCUUCUCCCCCCACCCCCUUGCUGCAUAUGGAUGUUCCCAGGAUUUGCCCUAUUUUAAACUUGAACAGUGAGUAAUGCUUACCAGGAUGUAAUAAAAAACGAAAGCUCCUUUGGCAGUGUUUUAUCUUUACUUAAACAAGUGGCCAAGAAAUGUGAGGAAUAUGCAGGUUGCUGCCGAGAUCGUUUUGUGACUGUGUGCUUGUUUCUUGCUCUAAACUAUUUGUCCUAGGUGAAGUACCGAUAACAUGCUUCACACCUCUCCCUAAGGAGGAAGUAAUUUGCUUUCUUGGUGUUCGCUGUAAUAAGCCUUAAAAUAAAAAUAAAUCAUCUUCCUG
This is a messenger RNA of Sus scrofa (pig), 3376 nucleotides long. It is a transcript of the gene TSN, whose product is annotated as translin. The record is from RefSeq and is a predicted model, not a curated record. Gene Ontology annotation, molecular function: RNA binding; single-stranded DNA binding; sequence-specific DNA binding. NCBI's taxonomy places the organism in Eukaryota, Metazoa, Chordata, Mammalia, Artiodactyla, Suidae. Gene Ontology annotation, biological process: RNA metabolic process.